AUGUCGAGCAGUGAUUCUGACCACGACAACGACCAAGUGGACCCGCUGGUGGACCGCCUUUUGCAGCAGGCGUCGCAGAUUGAAUCGAUCGCCAGAGACUUGGAGGCCUUCCCCACCCAACCAGAGGAUGAUCCCCUUCAUCGUGCCGACCCCUGGCGAGCAGGAGCAGCUGGUACCGCCACACCUGGUGCCGCAGGAGUACCCUCCGCCGCUGCAGCAGGCGCUGUUCCAGCUGUGGAGGCCGCCCCAGGAACAGUGGAGGCCAUCCACCAGUCCCUUUACAGGCAGCUCACGGAGCACGUGGACUCCACCAUGGCCGAGUUCAAACGCGCCACGGCUAUCACGGUGGCGACGGCGAUCCAUGCGGAGCAGGCUGCCCUGGCAAAGCGUAUCGACGCGAACGAGAGCGAGUUGGCGCAGCUCAAGCAGAGGAUCCAGGACUCCGAGGCCGAGCAGAAACGCCACAAGGAAGCCAUCGACACCAUCCAGAAGGCGUUGGCGAUCGCGGAAGCGCAGACGGCGGUCCCCGAUGUCAUCGCCGAGUCCGACUUCGACAGGCCUCCUGACCCCGCGGUCUUCUCCAUUGGAGCUCCAGACAUUGUGGCCCCGCAGCUGGUUCAGCAGGCCCUCGUGGGUUGGUUCAGGGACUCUGGAGAAUCCAAGGCCGACAUCGACUUCCGCCCCUUCAAACAGAAAGGUCGUGUUUCUGCGGUGGGCGUGCCUUUGGUGCGUCUGGACGUGGGCGCUGCGGCCAACAUCGAUACCAAGAUCAUCUGGAAUUAUGCCCAGGCCACGAAGCUUCACAUCGACACUGCCGCUAUCGAGCGCGCCUUCAACGACUUCUUCGCCGAGGACAGAGGACUCAAGCUGGUGUCGUGGAACGCUAGGGGCCUCCUCACGAUCAAUACCAAGAAGCGAAAACAGAAGUUCGAGUUACUGAAACAAUACAUGCGCAUGAACUACCUCAUCUUGAUCCAAGAACAGUUGGGGCCCUACCCUUCAAAUAUCAUGUCCUCUACAGUGGGGGCGGAGUUGCGAGUACUGGUGGAGACGACUGCGGCGUGGGUACCGACGCUACCAGCGGACCGAAUACACACCUCUGGCACGAAGCUCACGAUUGUCCACACUGUCCUCGCAGUUGGGCGCGUCCAGGUUGCGGAGGUCUUUGCUGGCUCUUCUUGUGUUGGUGUCGCUAUGAAUAUCCACAACAUUGGCCUCACCAUUCGUCAUCGCAAGGAGAUAGACCUCAAAUGGAGACGCUAUGCUGCAUGGGCCUCUUCGUCGCCGAGAUCGCGGAUCUUCAUUGCCAUGGGCGACUUCAAUAUUCACGAUGAACCAGCUGUGUCAUUCUUGGCAGUGCUGGUUGACCCGACACUAUUGAGUGACCGACGGCUUAGUGACCAUGCGAUCUCGGGGCUUACCAUAGCGACGGCCAGGCCCAAGGUUGAUGAAGUUCAACAGAUCCCUGACUUCUUGUUCCAGACCCCGCUCUACCAGCAGUUCUAUGAGCGCUUGAUGUCCUGUUCUCGCACUAAGUGCGCAAGCCCGCAUAUGCUGUGGAGAAUCACGAAAGACAACAUGGUCCAAGCUGCUCGACUUACACGCAAUCAUCUCCUUGAAUUGCCUGGAGGACGUCGUUUUCAGUUCUCUGAUGAAGUUAAGCUGCUGGCCCUGCGAUCCAUCUCUCGAGCGGUAUGGCGGCAGGACUUCGAGCUUGCGGGGGCCCUAAUGUCGUUCAACGCGCUUGGUGAGCAGUUCCUGAGCAUCGAGGAAGGCAAUGUCUCGCUGCGCUCGGAGGUGGAGUUCGCAGAAAUGUCACGUCUUGCCCACCACCAACACCUUAUCAAAAGAAAGGAGCGUGCGCUGACGUUUGCCCGUCGAGCCGCACUGGCCCAACGAGCGGCUGAAGCUGAACACCAACAGAAACAAGCACGCAUUCUACAGCGUCGUGCUCGAGCUUGGGCCCCGUUUGCACGUAUUCUCACAUUGGUCGGUAUUCGUAUCCCUGAUUCCGACACCGUUGUCAAAUCACCUCAGGACAUGCUGGACGAGCUGCAGAAGCACUGGCUCCCGAUUUUUGCCGACAAGCCCGUCGACGAGAUUGGUAUGAAGGAGUUUCGCUCCGACGUGCCGCUCAGCGUGCUCGUGCAUCAGCACCAGGUCCGGACCGACUUCCGUAUCGAGCGUGGACGGCGACGCCAGGGCACGGAGGAGAUGGACAACACUACCUGCACUCGGCUUGCAGCGGCCCUGCGGCCGAUUUCCAGGAAGAACACCGAUUCCAAGAUCUUCGCGGCGGCCAUCAACGAGCAGAUGAAAACUACUGUGGAGCAACGGGCGCACGUUAUACAACAAGGCUUCAUCAGAGGCCGCAACUUCUGCAAUAAUAUAAUGAUCAUGGACACGCUGGGGAGGAUUGCUGGAUGGAGGCCAUCGGCUGGGUCAGAACAUCCAGUCCAGAUCCUGUUCGACAUUGCGGCGGCCUUCCCGUCGCUGGGAAGGCAGUGGUUGUUUGCAGCGCUCGCUAACUUUCAGUAUGCCGAGGGCUUCAUCAAUGCCGUACGUGCCCUUUACGAUGGUGGCCAGGCCAUGAUCACGCUGGACGGCGCCUACCGCUUCAUCCACCAGGUCUUCGACUGCGCAGAAAAGUACGGCCACCUCGCCGUCAAUGUGACCAAGUGUGUGAUCAUCCCCCUUUGGGCUGCUCUUGACGAUCAGGUACGGUCUGUGAUUCGCUUUUUCUUGGCAGAACAGAUUCCAGCUUGGAGUAACUUCUUGAUUGCUGAUGUUGGUGUCUACCUUGGCGCACAUAUUGGACCUGGAGCGACCAAUGAACUGCAAUGGUUGAAGGCGGUCCCGAAGUGGUGGGACCGUCUCUUUGCCUUGUCUACUUCUGGUGCUCCGACGGAUGCACUGGCACGGCUAUAUCAGUCCUCGAGCAUCACGGUCCUGAGCUACCUCGCGCAAUUCUUCUGGCUUCCUAAAGUGGCUCUGACACGAGAAAUACAUGCCCUGCAUCGUGUUCUGCGUAUGCCCCCGAGCACGUUCAGGCUUCAGGAUAUCCUAGCGAUGUCGACAUGGAUGACGUCCCCUUCGCCAACAUCCCUCAAACUGUACAAUGUUGCCACGAUGUGGCGCAUGGCCAACUACACGAUCGUAGGCUGGACGCACUUUCUUGGCUUGCUCGAUGCCAUGGCGGUCCAAUACUGCCCGUUACCUGCAUUUGCGAGGGGACGAUGGUCACCCCCUUUCUGGAAAGAGCCGAUGGCUAUAGUGCAGCGCUACGCCGCCCUGAACUCGGGCCAGUCCCCGCUGCUACCGAUGCGAUCGAGCUCAUCCCUGGAAGCUGCUGCUGAGAUUGCCCGCAAGACGGCUGAGGACGCACGUGCAGCUGGACACCGGCCGCGACCUCAACGAUGCUUCCUUCAACAAAUCACGUCGCGGAUGUUCCCUGAUAGAUUUCAUCAGACCAUCUCCAAGCGCCUGCAAAAGUGGUAUGGCAUGUCGAUAUCCAUGCGGAGUUUGCGGACGAGGUGGCUCCACCUGAAAUCCUUCCUAGCCAAGGGCCUGAGCGAGCCGCUGAAGAUCGAGGUGCUGCAGCCCGUCUGCAGCGCUCGCGUGGUCAUCCACCCGAGCCAGUCGAAAUACAAUAUGGAUUUCGUGGGUUCUGGUAUUGCGGUGGGCCUGGACGUGCGGCAGACGCCCGACGCGGGCGCGAAGCCCAUCAAGUCGAGCUCAGCCAAGGAGACACCGCGUCAUCGGCCAAGGAAUACUUCGAGGUGCAUGGUGUCUUGCAGUACGUCCAAGCCUUGCUUCACGCUAUGA
Molecule: messenger RNA, 3825 nt
Organism: Prorocentrum cordatum
Lineage: Eukaryota; Dinophyceae; Prorocentrales; Prorocentraceae
Source: the annotation of a GenBank genome assembly